GGCUACGGCGCUGUUAUACUGUAACACCCGGUACCCAAGCAGUGAGAUGUAGUUUCGGUGACUCCGACAAUCAGAAAAAAAGAGAUUAGAAAACAAAAACAGCGUUUACACGCUUUACUUUGAGAAGCACAUUGGGAAAGGGGGCAGACCGUAUCAGCAUGGCAGAAAAUAUAAUCAUCCGCGUCCAGUCUCCGGAGGGGAUGAAAAAGAUUCCGUCCACCAAGAGGGAGACGGCCGCCACCUUCCUGAAAAAGGUCGCCAAGGAGUUUGGUUUCAGCUCCAAUGGCUUCUCGGUGUACCUGAACCGCAACAAAACCGGAGAGAUCGUUUCCCAGAACAAGACACUCAGCCUCCUCAAGAUCAAGCAUGGUGACAUGCUCUUCCUGUUUCCCUCGGGAGCGCCGGGCCCCUCCGGCGAGGUCAUGGACGUGACCGGCCCUCACACCUCGUCCUCAUUACCUUCGACGUCAUCCGCCUCUGCUUCAUCGUCAUCGUCAUCGUCCUCGCAAAUGCCACGCUCCCUGUCUGCGCCACAGAUCACCGAGGAUGACAUCGACCAGUAUCUGGCCAAACAGGACGGAAAAAUCUACAGGAACAGAGACCCGCAGCUGUGUCGACAUGGGCCAAUGGGGAAGUGUGUACACUGCGUACCGUUAGAGCCCUUUGACGAGGACUACUUGAACCACCUGGAUCCCCCUGUGAAGCACAUGUCGUUCCACGCUUACAUCCGUAAGCUGACGGGCGGGGCAGACAAAGGGAAGUUUGUAGCCCUGGAGAACAUCAGUUGCAAAAUCAAGUCUGGCUGUGAGGGACACCCACCCUGGCCAGAGGGGAUCUGCACAAAGUGCCAGCCCAGUGCCAUCACGCUGAACAGACAGAAAUACAGACAUGUGGACAACAUCAUGUUCGAGAACCACACCAUUGCUGACCGUUUCCUGGACUUCUGGAGGAAGACGGGAAAUCAGAGGAUGGGCUUCCUGUACGGCCGCUACACCGAGCACAAGGACAUCCCCCUGGGCAUCCGCGCCGAGGUGGCAGCCAUCUACGAGCCCCCCCAGAUCGGUACUCAGAACAGCCUGGAGUUAGUGGACGAUCCCAAGGCUGCAGCAGUGGAGGAGAUCGCCGCUAAACUGGGCCUUCGUAAGGUGGGGUGGAUCUUCACAGACCUACUCUCAGAGGACACCAGGAUAGGCACAGUGCGCUAUACCAGGAACAAGGACUCGUACUUCCUGAGCGCGGAGGAGUGCAUCACGGCCGGAGACUUCCAGAACCGGCAGCCCAACCCCUGCCGCCUCUCGCCGGACGGCCACUUUGGAUCCAAAUUUGUCACCGUCGUAGCGACAGGGGGUCCUGAUAACCAGGUGCACUUCGAGGGCUACCAGGUGUCCAAUCAGUGCAUGGCUCUGGUUCGGGACGAGUGUCUGCUUCCCUGCCGGGACGCCCCCGAGCUGGGGUAUGCCAAGGAGUCUAGCACAGAGCAGUAUGUCCCAGACGUCUUCUACAAGGACAAAGACAAAUUCGGCAAUGACAUCACAUACCUCGCCCGACCCCUUCCUGUGGAGUAUCUGAUUAUAGACAUCACCACCACCUUCCCAAAGGACCCUGUCUACACCUUCACCUCCACCCACCGAUUCCCCAUCGAGAACCGGGACGUACUGGGAGAGACACAGGACUUCCACAGUUUAGCCUCGUACCUGUCCCAGAGCUCGUCAUCCGUUUUCCUGGACGUAGUGUCUGACUUCCACCUGCUGCUCUUCCUGGUCACCAAUGAGGUCAUGCCCCUGAAGGACAGCAUCGGCCUUCUCCUGGAUGCGGUGAAGACCUCCAACGAGGAGCUGGCUCAGACCUGGAAGAAGUCCGAGCAGUGGGCCACCAUCGAGCAGCUGUGCGGUACGGAGGGCGGGCAGCCAUCUGGGCCCCACGAGUACGGAGCCAUGGGGGGGCCCUCUGUCCCCGCGUCCUCCGCCAUGUGGUCCUGCCUGCACUGCACCUUCAUGAACCAGCCCGGAACAGAGCACUGCGAGAUGUGUAGCCUGCCACGCAGCUAAAAGCCCCCCAGCCACGCCCAGCCACGCCCGGGAGGAGGGGGAGCCCCACCGCCAGCCGCAUCAUCGCACGGGGACCAGCUGCAAGAAAGGGUGUCUCUUACUCUCCCCCCGACACCCCAACCACCAUCUCACAGGCUGCCUUCGGGGUGUGGGGGGUGCGGGGGUGCGGGCGUGGGCGGGCAAUGCACCCGGUGUCACCUGUCCGUUUCCAAAUGAUGUCACUGUGUAGACUGAUCACCUUAAUUACUGUAAUAUUCCUUUCCUUAAUCACUAAACUGCCCUCCCCAGACCCCCCCCCCACCGCCCCACCUCAGACAAGGGCAAGUCUGAGGAAACCUUUGCCCCCCCAACACCAACAAAAACAAAAUUUAGGUGAAGCUCAGCUCAGCCCUUAGACCAGGCUGAUGCUGAGGUGAUAAGGGAUGGCAGCUAGACCCCAAGCGGUCGAAUUCCACCUGCUCCCUCCCACCUCAUCCAAACAACACCCCCCCCACCCCCCAACUCCUCUUAUCCCCGCAUUUGUCCUGAAACAGAUUGUGUAAAUAUGCAUUUGAAGAAUGAUGCUGUUAUUUAAUUACAGAUGAAGCAUUGGGGUUUGUUUUGUUGGGUUUUCAUUAUUUUCUUUUUCCUUCGAUUGUAGUUGUGUCAUGACAUUGGAAAAAAAACCCAUUCAGUUUUGUUCAGUAUUCUGGUUUGAGGCUGAGUUAGGACUGCAGUAAAGAGAGACAGGUAGCUGGAAUACCUGUAGAGGCCUGUGCUCAUUGCUUUAAGAUGUAAUGCUGGGUUCCUGCUGCCUGUCAACAGCUGUGCAGAUCACCCAUGUACCUGGCUCUCUCUCUCUCUCUGACGCCCAGUCUCUCUCAGUUCUCUAACCCUGGGCUGAAUCUGAGAGCAGGUGACGGUGCAGGUUGCAGGUGUGUCUCUGAGCACAGGCGAGUUCCCCUGCGAUGGGGGGGGGGACCUGGGUCUCUGCAGCGACUGGACGCGUAGAAGCCCCCCAGCACAUCCGGGCGGUUUGCGCUUGCGUUUCCUCCAGGUGCUUUUGCUCCCGGAUCUUUAGUGGGUUUGGACCGGUGCUCUGCUCUCGUGUGUGAAGGAAGGUGUGGUUUUUGGCUUUGGCUGUAUUUUGGACUGGAAUGAUCUGCGUGUGGGUGCGGUUUUCACCCCCACCAGCGUGACGUGCUCCGGGCCCUGAGGGUCUGAGGCCUCUGUGGCAGACUGUGCUACCAUUUCUCGUGUCACACCCCCUCCUCCCCCCGCCCCCUCACUGCCCCUGUUCUGCAGAUUGAUUUGUUGGCGACGAGCAGUUUCCAGCUGCAUCCCCUAUGCCAGCUGUACUCCCACUUGCCCUCUCCCUUCUUCAGCUCCCUUCUCCGGUCUCUCCAGGAUCCCUCCUCCUCUCUCCCCCUCUGCGGUGUCUGCACUCUCUCUCUCCCCCCUCCCUCUGUCUCACGUGCUCUCCUCUUCCUCCGCCUUCGGUCCAGGGGGAGCAGUGUGGGUAGCCCCUCCACUCAUAUUCCCAAAAUGAGGUGUUCUGAUUGCACCUCCAAAGACUUCCAGGUGUGCUUUGUCUGCUCAACUCAUUGGGGGGGUCAGAGGUCAAGACCAAGCACUCUCCAAAAAAAAAAAAAAAGUACAUCAGUGGAUCUUGUUUUCUUGUUAGUCCAAUAUGUUCUGCACCUGUGAGAUGCACGUGGGGGGAGUGGGGGAGGGGGGGGGUCGCUGAGGAGCUGCAGCUGAAUUUCAGUCAACACUUUUUCCCUCUGCUCCUCGUCGAAUGCAAAAAAAGCGAAAAUGAAAACUCAUUCCAAAUGAAAUAAAUUAACAUUUGAAACAUUGUUGAUGUCCACUGCACAGUUUGUCAUUUCAGAAACAAAAAAACAAGGUUACUCUUACGGUGCUUGUGAAAGUACACCACUGAAUCCUGACUUCUUUGAUCAAUAACUAAAUGCAUAAAUGUGUCUGUUGCUAGGUUAGCAUGGACCUCACAGACAUGCACUUAUCAGGGUAGAAGACUGACUGGUGGUGUGUUCCUUCAUUAUGUGUGUGGGCUAUGUAGCAUAUUUAAUUUGAUUGGAAAAGUCAGCUUUUUACCUUUUGAAAUAAAAUUCAAACUGAAAAGUUCAUCUGCUGCAUCGUUGAUGGCUUUGGUUGAAGUGGAGUUCCUGGACGUAUACAGAGACUCUGGUCUUUUCAGCAUUGGCGCUUAAGUUCAGGGGCCUUCCUUUCACUUACAACGCAGGCAAAGUAUUCCAAGAAUGUAUUUCCUGACGUUUCGGAGAACGGGACUUUCGGAGAACGGUCUUCUCGUUAGAGUUGAAUUGAAAUGUGUUCCUGUGCUUGCGAGGUUCAUAAAGGAAGGAUUGGAGUUGGGGGUGGGAGGGUUACGCGCUUUGCUUUGUAUGAAUUCAGAUAUCUGCUUUUUUGUAAGUUUGCUCAGCCGUUUUCCACUGAAAAAGAUGAAGAGUAAAACGAGGCUGGUUUGGACUGGAGUGACACCCACCCCCUCGCGCACGUCACACUUAUUUAUGGGUUUAAAGCGCGCGCUGUCGCGAGCCUGUGCCCGCUUUUCGGGCGCAGCGCCGGUGGAGUUCCCGAAACGUGUAUGCUGUAGUGCUGGGUUUU
This is a messenger RNA of Megalops cyprinoides (Indo-Pacific tarpon), 4673 nucleotides long. It is a transcript of the gene nploc4, whose product is annotated as NPL4 homolog, ubiquitin recognition factor. The record is from RefSeq and is a predicted model, not a curated record. NCBI's taxonomy places the organism in Eukaryota, Metazoa, Chordata, Actinopteri, Elopiformes, Megalopidae. The coding region runs from base 159 to 2048 and encodes 629 amino acids. Gene Ontology annotation, biological process: ubiquitin-dependent protein catabolic process. The transcript has 17 exons. Gene Ontology annotation, molecular function: ubiquitin protein ligase binding; ubiquitin binding. Gene Ontology annotation, cellular component: nucleus.